AUGGCAGAGGCUGUGCGGCCGCGGCGCCGAACGGCUCGGUGCAGGCGGACGGCCGGCGGCUCCUACUUCACCCGAGUGCCAGUUCCCGAUGGCGCCCCAACAAAGCCCACAAGUUCCGAAGCCCGGGGCGGCGGGGGAGCCGGGGCUCCGAAAGGGGGGAGCGCUCUACCUGGGGCGCCGCCGCGGUGCCGCCGCUCAUCUCCCCGCCCCCGGCCGGCUCGGCGGGGCCGGCACGCACAGAUCGGCCCGGGGCUGCGGGGCAGCGGGGCCGUCCUCGCGCCUGUGGCGCCCACAACUCCAAGCCGGCUCCCCGGGUCUGACAGGUUUGGGGUCAGGCGCCCGCGGCCGCCGCCCCUCCCCUCCCUGCGCGAGGCCGCGCGCGUGCGCCGCAGCAGCUGCGGGCAAGGCGCGCGAGGGAGGGGUCGGCACGAGGACACGCAGGCCUUGCGCGAUGAGCUGGGGCGCCCGCGAGGGACGGGACAGGAGCGCCCCUCGUCCCGCUCCUGGAUGCGGAUCCCGCGGGCCCCCCUCGGGACACUCACAGGCGAAGCCCCAGUCUCCCGCGCGGCCCUUCCACUUCCCGAGGCUGGGAGGCAUGAGCGAAUGGAGCUGGAGUGCCCGGGCUAA
This is a messenger RNA of Kogia breviceps (pygmy sperm whale), 627 nucleotides long. The record is from RefSeq and is a predicted model, not a curated record. NCBI's taxonomy places the organism in Eukaryota, Metazoa, Chordata, Mammalia, Artiodactyla, Physeteridae.